Polistes canadensis is the source of this 1903-nucleotide messenger RNA. RefSeq lists its product as uncharacterized. The record is from RefSeq and is a predicted model, not a curated record. Bases 321 to 1892 code for a protein of 523 amino acids. The transcript has a single exon. Lineage: Eukaryota; Metazoa; Arthropoda; Insecta; Hymenoptera; Vespidae.
GCACGUUGCAACAUCACGUUGCAACAUCACGUUGUGUUGUUUAUGGGCCUACGAUAGAUUCAUUUAAUUAAAAAUAAUGUAAAGUUUUAAACUUGAAACAUGUUAUAAUAGUUUAACUACAUUCGUUAAAUUGAAAAUUCAUGAUCCUUGUAUUUACUUGAUUAUCAUAAUAGAAACGAGAUUUUUCAUUUGUACAUACUUCGAUAGUUAUUAAAUAAAACAUUUGUAUUUGAUUCAAAAAUCAAAAACGAGAGUUUUUAAAAGUUUAUACCAAACAAUCUUUGAAUUAAUUUUAUGUUUAAUAUUAUUAAUCAUAUAAUAUGGAUAUAAUAACAAAGAACAAUGAAUUUUUUCCCGAACAUUUUGUACUUUGUAAUUUUUAUGGCAAAGAUGAAUGUUUUUGUUGGAAUGAUGACAAAUUUGUCAUGUUUUCGUACAAACUAGAAAAAUCUACAUCUUCGUUACCAGUUUUGAUUGCACCAGGACAGAUAAAAGUUAUACAAUGUUUCUCCAAUAGAGUUUUCUUUACGUGUUCACCACAAGGCGUGUACAAACUUUCAAGAGAAGGAAGAUUCAGCGUAUUAAGUAAAAGUGCUAUAAGUAUCGGUUCCAUGUUUUAUGAGAUACUCAAGUCUAUGAAUGAUUGCUUGUAUUUGGAAAAUAAACAGAACAAGUCGAGCAAAUUGUUACUUCGUCUACCACCAACUUCGAAAGAGCUAGAAGAAUUAUGUACCCUUCCUUUGGACGCAAACAAUUCAGAAGAUGAUUUUAGAAGCAUAUUAUUAGAUGAAAAUAGCACCGUAGAUAAUUUAUGUUUGAUUGGUAAUGGUAAAAAGUUGUUUUCGUUAACCAAAGAAGUUAUCCGUAUAAUUUACAACUGUGAUAAUAAAAUAACAAAUAUUGUACCUGUACAAAAUGAUGAUAAGAUUCAUGGAUUGGUACUUAUUACAAAUACGGAUGCCGUUGUCCUCGUGUAUCCGAGAAAUAAUAUGUUACGCUAUAAAAAACUUUAUCUAGGAGUAGAUGUGAAAAGCCUUUGCGCAGGAAUUCAUUGCCAGCAUAAGGACAAAAUAUGGAUUAUUUAUUCUAACGGAUCCAAAUUGUAUUAUAUGACAAUGACACUUUCUACAGAGAUAUAUAGAAAAGUCAAAGUGGAAGAUAAAAAUUUUGUCUGCAUGCAAUAUUAUACAAAAGAUAAAGUCUUAGGUCUUACUAAUAAAAAAGAACUGCAUGAAUUAUCCACAAAUGUAAUAGAAGAUUUUCUAAAUGAAGAAACUUCCAAAGAUGAUUUUAUAGAUCUUCACAAAGACAUGUUAAAAGGUACGAAUUUAUUCGUUGAACGAAUUUAUGAAAAAUCGAAAGAAUUAGAAUCAUGCAAUAAAAUAUAUUCUAUUGAAAGAAAUAAAAUUCACAGGAUAAAUCUUUAUGCUUGUAAGAUGAAAGUACAAAUGAUUCCUAAAAUGACAGUGCGUAGAAUAGCAAAACAAUUGUUCCUUAAUAUUGAUUUUCCACAAAAUGUACCAAACAAUGUUUAUAUCAUAUGUUUUUUAGUAUCCAAUUAUGAAACAAUUUUCUCUAUCAAAGAAAUAACGAAUAACGAAACAUCGAUUGAUUUACCUUUAGAAACAACAAAACUAUUUAAUUCUUUACACAUCGGAAUGGAUUUAAUAACAAUGAUAAACAAAGAGCAACCAUGGUUUCUCAUAAAGGAUUUUGUAAAAGAUCCGGAAAAGAAAAAGAAGCUAAAAGAAAAGCAAAUGAAGAAAGAUAAGACGAAUUUUAUAAAUUCUAAAAUAAAUCUUAUAAGGAAUUUGAUAAUGUCAAAAAACCUAACUAUGAAGAAGUUAUCAGAAAUCAAAGAGAAGAUACGAAAAGAAAUGUCUGACUUUUAAUUCGCAAAUAU